This is a messenger RNA of Epinephelus lanceolatus (giant grouper), 6559 nucleotides long. Its product is annotated as solute carrier family 22 member 23-like. Gene Ontology annotation, cellular component: membrane. Gene Ontology annotation, biological process: transmembrane transport. The record is from RefSeq and is a predicted model, not a curated record. NCBI's taxonomy places the organism in Eukaryota, Metazoa, Chordata, Actinopteri, Perciformes, Serranidae. Gene Ontology annotation, molecular function: transmembrane transporter activity.
AAGACCUGGUUUAUAUAAAUAGGCUAUAAAUAAAAAUAGAAACACGAGUACUGUGCUGUCUUUUACUGACAGUUAUGAAAUAUUACAACAAGCUUAAUUCUAAUUUCCAAAGGCAGCCUGGCUUGCUGCUGCACAGAGAGUAAGCAAUUUCCUUUCUAAGUGGUUACCAGUGGUUACAGGUGGCCAUGUUGGGUUGGCGUCACCAGCACACAGCCUUCCUGGGCAGGUGUGUUACCUGUGGCUCCCUCAGGAAGCACCUCCGAGGGCUCUGCUGCCACAGCUGACGGACAGACAACAAUGAAUGAGCCCACGGAGGAGACCAUGAUAUAGUGUCCCUCGCCAUUGCUUCUAACUCACUGUCAACCCGCGUGUGUGUGGGAGCUGUGAGCCUCGCAGUGAGUCCCGCACGGCUUUCUGGUGGCAGACGGAGGGGAAGUGCUUCCUGAUAAUAAAGAGGUGCGUCUUAUUUCCAUUCCAGCGAUUGACUGCGCACGGCUUUCACCGCCGGAGCUGGGGGCAUUGACGCAUUGUGGAGUCGACAGGGGGUAGCACUGCAACCCCGGCUUCGCUACACAACGGAGGCAUCUCUCGGCGACACCGCGAUGGCCGUAGUGCAGCUCGACACGGACGACCAUCAACCUGAGAACGGCUUCGUGUCCCCCGAAACCACGUCGCCGGGGCUGCUGACACGCAUCGACGGCUCCGUGCUGCCAUUUCUCGGGGGAUUUGGGAAGUACCAGAAACAGCUGAUCGUGCUGACAUGGAUCCCGGCGUUAUUUAUUGGAUUCAGCCAGUACUCUGAUAAUUUCCUCCUCGCCCAGCCGAACAACACAUGUAUCCAGCCUUUGGGGAACCUGUCUAAUCAGACUACAAGCCAUUCCUCGUUGUUAGACAGUCCCAAAAACAUCAGCGCGCGGCCGGCUUAUAUAAAUGCCAAUGGAAGUUACGGCAGCCACAAUGUCACCGCCAACAUGCAGUGUAGUUGCAGUGAGUGGACAUUUGAGCUGCACACAGGACUUGUACAGAACGUGGUCACCAAGUGGAGUCUGGUGUGUGACUCAGCAUGGAAAGUCCACAUCGCCAAGUUUUCUCUGUUGGUGGGAUCCAUCUUUGGAUACCUGACGUUUGGAAUCCUUGCUGACUGGUUCGGCCGCCACCCGGUGCUGAUCAUAUCGGUGCUGUUCAUGCUGGUGUUUGGUCUGUCCGUGGCCUUCUCUGUCAACGUCCCCAUGUUCAGCACCCUGCGCUUCUUCGAAGGUUUCUGCCUGGCAGGGAUCACCCUUUCUCUCUACGUCCUCAGGAUUGAGCUCUGCCUGCCAGGAUGGCGUUUUUCCAUGACCAUGGUGGCCAGUUUUGUGGUGUUGGGUGGUCAGCUGCUGAUGCCCGGGGUGGCAUACCUCUGUCGCGACUGGCAGGUACUCCAGGCUGUCAUCAUCUGCCCCCUGCUGCUGAUGCUGUCCUACAUCUGGAUCUUCCCUGAGUCACUGCGUUGGCUGCUGGCCACUCAGCAGUACUGCCGCUCCAAGUGGAUCAUGGGACACAUAGCAAAGAAAAACCGAUGCAACAUGGAGCUUGACACCGAUAAUAUCCUUACAGAACUGCAGAGAGCUCUUCAAAAGAAACCCAAGAAGACGUGCAUUGUGAAAAUGGUCGGGACGCGAAACCUGUGGAAGAAUAUUGUUGUGCUCUGCGUCAACUCGCUAACAGGUUAUGGGAUCCACCACUGCUUUGCCCGCAGCAUGAUGGACCCUGAAGCUCAGGAGACAACCAUGUUCCACAACUUCUAUGCAGAUUAUUACACCAUGGCGGGCAUUGCGGUGGCCUCUUGCAUGGCGCUGUGCCCUGCGGUGGGCCUGAUGGGCCGGCGGGGGGGCCUGCUCAUGUUUAUGAUCAUCACUGCCCUGGCGUCACUGCUGCAGCUGGGCCUGCUCAAUCUGCUGGGGAAGUACAGUGGCCAUCUGAAUAUAGAUUACACAGGGACGCUGAAUAAGAACUUUUCCAUCGCAUUCUCCAUCAUCGGCAUGUUCUCCUCCCACGCAGUCAGCAACCUGAGCAUCUUCUUCUGUGCUGAGAUCACACCCACUGUGAUCAGGGGUGGUGGGCUGGGUCUGGUCUUAGCCAGCGCUGGCUUCGGCAUGCUGACUGCACCCAUCAUGGAGCUCCACAAUCAGAAGGGCUAUUUCCUUCACCACAUUAUCUUUGCCUGCUGCACUCUCAUCUGCAUCAUCUGCAUUCUCCUGCUGCCUGAGACACGCUACCAGCCCCUCCCUGAGACCCUGGCCGAUGGCGAGAGCUACACCCGUCAACCUUUCAUUCCUCCAAGGAAACCUGGCGAGCAGGGCCUGCUGGUCCAAUCUGAGAGCAGCAGGGACUACACCAGGGUGCAUGACACGCCGCUCCACGAGGUAGCCGCCACCGCGGCGUCCACUAUGGAUUCCACCGCCUCUUCAGCUGUUGAUUUGACCGCUCCGUCGGUCGCAGAUAUAUUGGCUCCCACGUUCAUGGAGGUGCAUCCUGGCAAGUCUGAGCCUAAAGACCCCAACGGUCACUCUGUUUCAUCUUUGUCCAUGACUCCCCUCAAAGCCUUGGGUAAAGACAGCGUCAUACAUGUCAGUAAAGAGCACCUGCUGUCUUCCACUCCUUUACACAAACCCCCGUGCGUCACAGACCCACUUUUAGCCAAUGCUGAAGAACCUCCAGCAAUAGUCCUGGAAUCUGUUGAUCCAUUGACGGAUCCUGUCAUUCUUGAAAUGAAUGACAUUGGUCCUUCACCUACAAAAGAGUCAGUUGCUACCCCUUUCCCUUCAUUAGAACCUUCCACUCCCCCCAUCUCUCAAACUGUGCCUGCCUCCUUAUUGAUCUGCACCACGCCCAUCAUCGAACCCCCGCCUAGCUCCACGUUAGAAUCCCCCAGCCCGGUGGGACAUGAGAUCAACGAUAUCGCCCCACACGCACCUUUGCUAGAGCCCACUCAUGCCACUUUAGAGGACUCCCUUACUCCAUCUAUGCAUGACAGCCUUCCUCCAUCCCCUACCCCCUCUGCUCCGAUUACAGAUCUCAUAGACAACACUUCCUCUGAUGCUCCACCCCCCAUUAGCGUACACACUGACAUUCCCAUCCACUUAGAAAUAGUAGAGGAUUCUACAUCAACUCCUCCCACUAGAGACUCCCCCAUACCUCCUGUCAUACACCCCCAGUCGCCGCAGUUGGACCCCACCUCUCCCUGUGUCAAUGAAAUAUCUCCUUGUUCUCCUUCUCCCCCUAGCCCAGUCACCGUUUCCCCUUCACCCACUCCCCCUCCACCCAUUGACUCAGGCCAUACGCCUCCAGAGCCCUUUUCCACUCCCCCUGUCAUAGAUACUGUCAAUACCACUGCACCGGUUCCUACCAUUCUCCCUGUCACAGACAUUGUGCACACUUCCACUCCAGAAUCUACCACUCUGACUGUUCAGCCCACGCAGGAUUCAGCUGCUUCCCUCGCCAUAGAUUCAGCGCCAACUUCAGGCUCUACAGAAGCAACUCCCCUCUCUCUAAUGGACUGCACCGUCUCCUCCCCCAUAGACUCUGGUAUGCUUUCCCUUAGGGACAGUGCCAGCACAGACAACAACACCGUCAAUGGUGUGGCGUCAUUAUGAUCCAGCGUUGCAACCAGGAGGAGAAGCUUUACGGUUGCGCGAGGAAGCAGCCCAUGCCACAUGAAUAACCCCAAAGGGGGUGAUGAGGGGGGCGUGAACUGUCCUACUCAGACUUCAGGCACUGAGACUGUCCCCACCUGGAGUUGAGUAGACAUGUCUUAUGGAGAUGCUGUAUGUUUCUCAAUGUCUCCCUCUCCCCCCGACCCUUCCUGCAUUUAGCCAAUAAAUGAGACCACGUAAGUGAGAGAGUGCCAGAGGCUGGUUUGUGACAAUGUGACAGUAUCUUCUGCUCUUUUUGAAUGUCACUGGAAAUCACCAGCCUAUAAACUACUUUGAUGUAAAUGAAUGGGAAAUCACUGUCUGUCGUUUUAAAGAGACUUGCAACUAUACCCACAAUCACUGAGAGGACUGGUGAGAAAUACGAUGAUGCUUAAAAACAAAAAAACAAAAAAAAUCAAAUCACUGGUACUUUUCCUCAAAUGAAAUGUCCGUCUAACAUAUUUGUAUAAAAACAUCGCCUUACCUGUAUGGACAGAAAAAAAAACAAAAAAAAGAAACUGAAUGUUACAGCAUAUUUUUUGCCAUUGCAGAGGUAAACAAUCCAAAUUGGAGUGAUUUUUCUAAAUGCAACGCCAAAAACUACUCUGACCAAAAUCAAAUGUAGACAUAGUGCCAAAAAAAAAAAAAGCAUAAAUACAGUAUUUGCCUGUUUGGUGCAUUCCCCUGACAUCGACUGUAUGUGGAUUAAAGUGAACCCUGUUUCGAAGUUCAGAAAUUGAAAAUAAUUGAAUUGUUAAUCAAAUUAAUAAAAGACUGAAGCUAAAUCACCGUUUGAUAAAUCAGAAUUUAGAAAUGAGAUUGCUAAAUUAAGAGAAAAGAAUGACCCAUAUUUUGUCGCUCUGAAGAAACUUUGAUUUGUCCGAUUGUUUCAGUCAAUGGAAUUAAUGGUAUGCAAAUGCUUUUAUUUGUAAAUGUGAUAUUGUAAGUAAUUGCAUAAUUAGUUGUUGGGCUUCAGUCUUUUUUUUUUUUUUUAAAUUGAAAGUAUUAUUUUUGAAUAAUCUCCCAUGGCGUGCCCUUAUUGUACAAAGCUAUACUACAUUUCUUACAGUAUUUGCGGCACCUCAGUGUGACGCCACUUUAUUCUUUGCAGUUGGGACAAAGCAUGAAAAAUAAUUGUGAACGUGUCAGCAAAACAAACCUUAAAAUGCAAACCUUAAAAACACACAGAAGCUAUCUUUGAAACGAAACCAGUGGAUGACAAAAUGUUCGAUGUGAUAACCAACUGUCAUCGCUAACCUUCCGUGUGUUCUCCCAAAUCAUGUUCCGGCAUUAACAUAGUUUAUGUACUGUAUGUCAGCGUGCUCAUACAUUCACAUGCACAACAAACAACAAUGCACAAACAUGCAAUACGUCAUACAUGUCAAAAAUGACAUUUUAAAAUACAGGUCAAAUCCUCAUUUAUAGGUAGAUUAACCUCUUCAUGAUCUUAAAUUGACAAACUCUUGCUUAAGGAGGCACUUUCUCUUCCAAAGCCUGUGUCCAUGUGUGGACAGUGUUAUACUUGACUUGUGUGUAACUCGACAGGUGUAGUUACACUUUUUUGAGGUUGUAAUAUUUGUCGGAGAAAGAUGUACAACUGUGGAUAGACCACUGUUUACAAUGUAAUAAUGAAAAAUAAUAAUUACACUUUACUGCACAACAUAGGAGCCAACUGAAUGAUGUCUUGUCAUUUUGAAAUGUGAUAAAACUCACAGUAUAUCAUAUUACAUCUCUACAGGGAGUAUUGGUGAUCUAUUAAGGUGUCAUUCAGGAGUCAAAGACAACAGCAGACUUGUGUUAUUCACACCAUCUUGUGGUGCACUUAAGAAGAACCUUACAGGUACUCUACUCAGCUUCAAUUUAUCGAUCUUUCGGUGGAUCAAGUCAACAAACUUCCAUUUAGAGUUCCGGUUCAUAGAAACAUUUAGUGUCUAACAUGCCAUGCUGCUAAGCCUCAAAGCACAAUGCCCUGCAAUCAUGUGAUGUCAACUUUGGUGGAGCUUGGCGUCUUGACAGUUAAAGAAAAAAAAAAAAAAAAAAAAAAAAGGGAAAUGGAGUGGGAUUUUGAAACUACUAGUACAUUAACUUUUGCAAUAGACCCAGAUGUGAUCCACUUUGUGGAAAAAGGGUGUUGACACUGGAUUUAAUAAGAAAUUCUUGGCAUCUGCAGUAAAAAAGUGGGUUGACUGCAGUGGUCAGUAGCUUCACAUUACUCUGAGUCCUCAUUGUCUGUGAGUGUUGGUCUGUCUGUCUCAGUGUGCGUAUUGCAGGAAUUGAACUGUGUAUUGCCAAAAUCCCAUGCAACACCGGUGUAAAGACAGUGACACAGCACAAUACAACCAGUGUCUUCUCUAAGAUCUGUUGCUUCCAUUUCCACAGCUCCCAAUGCAGCUAUUUCACGGUGCUGAUGGGAGUCGUUCAUCUGGAGUACAAUUGCAGUAAAAAUCAGUAAAAGCAAUCCAAAGCAAUGUUAGCACCAGCGACAGGGUAAACUAGGAGACAGUGAUUGGUGGAAAAGCAAAAAAAAAAAAAAAAAAGACGAAAAAAAAAAGGUUAUGCCUUUGUAAAUAGUAGGCUAAAUGUGUGGACACGCCCAGCAUAAGAUGAAGGAUCAUAGAUCAUAACAUGGACUGAUAAAUAGUUUUGAACUUAGAUAAAACUCUCAGAGACAUGAAGUCCCCAGUGUACGCAUUUCAGGUUUUGCUUCUGUCAACCGUGCGACUCACAAUCUCCUCACGGGAGAUUCGAAUGAAUGUAAAAACCAUGGAUUGUACCAUUUAUAAUUUCUGAUUGUUUGGUUUCAUUUUGUUUUUGUUUUAACAGACAUAAUGCACUUGUAUAUAAGCCAUACCUGUUGUUAAAAUAAACCACUAUUUAUUGAUCAA